AUGCCAAGGGCUAACUCUACGUUUGUGACUGAAUUCCUCUUUGAAGGCUUCUCCAGCUUCAGCUGGAAGCACAGGCUUGUCUUCUUUGUUGUUUUUCUAAUGCUGUACCUGCUGACGCUGUCUGGCAACGUGAUCAUUGUGACUAUUAUCCGCCUGGACCGUCAUCUCCAUACUCCCAUGUACUUCUUUCUGACCAUAUUGUCCAUCUCUGAUACCUGCUACACUGUAACCAUCAUUCCCCGUAUGCUUUCUGACUUCCUGAAUCCUUACCAGACAAUUGCUUUCCAUGACUGUGCCAUGCAGCUCUUCUUUUAUCUCACUUUUGGAAUCAACAACUGCUUCCUACUCAUGGCCAUGGGAUAUGACCGUUACGUGGCCAUCUGCAGCCCUUUACGGUAUUCAGCCCUCAUGAGUAGAAGGGCCUGUGCUCAUUUGGCAUGUGGGUCCCUGGGAAUUGGUCUUGGCAUGGCCAUUGUCCAGGUGACAUCAGUGUUUGGUUUGCCCUUCUGUGACAGUUUUGUCAUCGCCCACUUCUUCUGUGAUGUGAGGCCCCUGCUGAAGCUGGCCUGUUCAGACACCACUGUCAAUGAGGCCAUCAACUUCAUUGUCAGUGUCCUUGUCCUUAUUGUACCCAUGGCUGUAGUCUUCAUCUCCUAUGUGGUGAUCAUCUCCACCAUCCUUAAGAUCACAUCAACUGAGGGUCGGAAGAAGGCCUUCGCCACCUGUGCCUCCCACCUCACUGUGGUCAUCAUCCACUAUGGGUGCACUGCCAUCAUCUACCUGAAGCCCAAGUCUGAGAGUUUCCUAGGGCAGGACAGGCUCAUCUCAGUGACUUACACUGUCAUCACCCCUCUCCUGAACCCUUUGGUUUACAGCCUGCGGAACAAGGAGGUCAAAGAUGCUCUACGUAGAGCAGUGUGGCAAAAGCCCCUCUCUUCUUAG
This is a messenger RNA of Jaculus jaculus (lesser Egyptian jerboa), 942 nucleotides long. RefSeq names its product olfactory receptor 10J3-like. The transcript has a single exon. Bases 1 to 942 code for a protein of 313 amino acids. Gene Ontology annotation, molecular function: olfactory receptor activity; G protein-coupled receptor activity. Gene Ontology annotation, biological process: G protein-coupled receptor signaling pathway. Gene Ontology annotation, cellular component: membrane. The record is from RefSeq and is a predicted model, not a curated record. NCBI's taxonomy places the organism in Eukaryota, Metazoa, Chordata, Mammalia, Rodentia, Dipodidae.